GCUCUCCUUUGUUUAUUUUCUAAUCUAUAUUUUUGUUCAAAGCUUCCCUCUCGGUUUUCUCCCGCCCGCCCGCACGCGCUCUUGCGGGCCGUCCGGGUGCACGCCGCUUCCCUCAUCGCCCCAGCCCCCCUUCCCGGUCUCCCCGAGCGCGGGGUUUGAAGGUCACCUCCUUUCCAGUCCCCGUGCGAACCGCGCCGCCGCCGCCUCCUCCAGCUGGAGCCGGUGGCACUGGCUGCGCUGCCCUGAAGUGCAGCUCGCAGCGGCGCGGCAGCGGCCAGAGCCCGGGGUCCGCGCCGGGUGGGGAAGCCCGAACUCGACCAGGGGAAUCCCUCCCCCUUCGCCCCGGCCCGGCUGCACCGCGGGGGCGCGGGGCGCUUUGCUAGCCCCGGGAGCGGAGGCGCGGCGGCUGGACCCACGCGUGCGCCUCUGGGGCCGGAGAGGGAAGGAGCGAGCAGAGCACUCCGCAUCUGGAGGGGACAGCCGUGCGCCCAGCCCCGGCGUCCGGAGCGAGAGAACUCCGAGCCUCAGCACAGGUAGCGCGAGGAAGAGCGGACUGCCAGUCCUAGGAUUGAGAACUCCGGCUUUUCAGACCCCAGCCCAGUGGCCGUCAGGGCCCCCGUAGGGCGGGACCCUCGCCACGCCCAGGCAGGGGCUCCAGGGCGGGGCUGACCUGCCGCGAAGUUGCCGACGGUGCGGGAGAAGAGGGCACCUCACUUCGCCGCCUCCAGCUUAUGGUGAGUGUGGCCCGGGGUGCAGAGAGCGCCAGGGAAUUCGGGGGUCUAGGGCCGAAGAGAAGGCCACCGCAGCCGGCGCGCCCCGGGAAUUCUAGGAAACGGCUCAAAGAACUCAUGCAAGUGGAACUUACAGCUUCCUUGAUCGGACUCCGCGUUCAGACAUCAAAGCCGACUGCAAUACCUGCGUGGAAAUAGAAGACAGAAAGGUUUCGAGACAACAGAUGAAUUGUGAAAGAGAGCAGCUAAGGGGUAACCAAGAAGCCGCAGCUGCCCCUGACACAAUGGCUCAGCCUUACGCUUCGGCUCAGUUCGCUCCCCCGCAGAACGGCAUCCCCGCGGAGUACACGGCCCCUCAUCCCCACCCUGCGCCAGAGUACACAGGCCAGACCACCGUUCCUGAGCACACGUUAAACCUGUACCCUCCCGCCCAGCCCCACUCCGAGCAGAGCCCGGCGGACACCAGCGCGCAGACCGUCUCCGGCACCGCCACACAGACGGACGACGCAGCACCCACGGAUGGGCAGCCCCAGACACAACCUUCAGAAAACACGGAAAACAAGUCCCAGCCCAAACGGCUGCAUGUCUCCAACAUCCCCUUCAGGUUCCGGGAUCCAGACCUCCGACAAAUGUUUGGUCAAUUUGGUAAAAUCUUAGAUGUUGAAAUUAUUUUUAAUGAGCGAGGCUCAAAGGGAUUUGGUUUCGUAACUUUCGAAAAUAGUGCCGAUGCGGACAGGGCGAGGGAGAAAUUACACGGCACCGUGGUAGAGGGCCGUAAAAUCGAGGUAAAUAAUGCCACAGCACGUGUAAUGACAAAUAAAAAGACUGUCAACCCUUAUACGAAUGGCUGGAAAUUGAAUCCAGUUGUCGGUGCGGUCUACAGCCCUGAAUUCUAUGCAGGCACGGUCCUGUUAUGCCAGGCAAACCAGGAGGGAUCCUCCAUGUACAGUGCCCCCAGUUCACUUGUAUAUACUUCCGCAAUGCCCGGCUUCCCGUAUCCAGCCGCCACCGCAGCAGCCGCCUACCGAGGGGCCCACCUGCGAGGCCGCGGCCGCACCGUGUACAACACCUUCCGCGCUGCGGCGCCCCCGCCCCCGAUCCCGGCCUACGGCGGUGUUGUUUACCAGGAUGGAUUUUAUGGUGCAGACAUUUAUGGUGGUUACGCUGCAUACCGCUACGCCCAGCCUACCCCUGCCACUGCCGCCGCCUACAGUGACAGUUACGGACGAGUUUAUGCUGCCGACCCCUACCACCACGCACUUGCUCCAGCCCCCACCUACGGCGUUGGUGCCAUGAAUGCUUUUGCACCUUUGACUGAUGCCAAGACUAGGAGCCAUGCUGAUGAUGUGGGUCUCGUUCUUUCUUCAUUGCAGGCUAGUAUAUACCGAGGGGGAUACAACCGUUUUGCUCCAUACUAAAUGACAAAACCAUAAAAACCUUCCAAUGUGGGGAGAAAGGAAGCUUUCCGAGGCCUGAGUGUUGCAAUACAUGCAGUAGUGCAUCAUUUUAGCAACUCU
Molecule: messenger RNA, 2248 nt
Organism: Otolemur garnettii (small-eared galago)
Lineage: Eukaryota; Metazoa; Chordata; Mammalia; Primates; Galagidae
Gene: RBFOX1
Product: RNA binding fox-1 homolog 1
Exons: 16
Coding region: 956-2149 (397 amino acids)
Biological process (GO): nervous system development; regulation of alternative mRNA splicing, via spliceosome
Cellular component (GO): cytoplasm; nucleus
Molecular function (GO): mRNA binding
Source: RefSeq, a predicted model, not a curated record